GGGGGAGGAAAACCAAACACGACCCUUUUCUGUCUCUCCUCCUAGACUCAUUUCAUUCCAUCAACCUCACAUUAAUAAUAAUGGCCAAGUGGAAGAGGAAGAACUCCCCCAAGCAGCUGUCCUACAUCUCAGUCCCCUCACAGAUCAUCAACCCCAUUUCCUCAUCAUCUCUCCAAUCUCUGCUUGACUCUCCCAAGAAAUCUUCAAGGAACCAUAAUGCCUUCUUCUUCAUUAAUGGCUUCUUCGCCAGACACUCAAAACUACUCUGUUUUUUCACUCUCCUUUCCCUUUCCUUCCUUGGCAUUCUCAUGUUCGUCCCUUUUUCUCCCUACCCUUGUGCUAUAACUCUACCAAAUGUUUCAAUCUCCAGUAGUUAUCAUUUAAAAUCCGAACUUGGUGCUAUUUCCUCAUAUGGGCAUGCCUCAAAAUCCGAGCUUGAGGCUUUUUCCUCUGAGAAUGGAAGAGAAGAAGAAGAUGAAGCAGGGGAUUCGGAGUUUUGGAAACAACCAGAUGGAUUGGGGUAUAGGCCAUGUUUGGAUUUCAACAAAGAGUUCAAAAGAGAAAGUGAAAGGAUUGUGAAGGAAAAGAGAAAGUAUUUGAUGGUUGUGGUUGCUGGAGGACUGAAUCAACAGAGGAAUCAGAUUGUGGAUGCUGUUGUAAUUGCUAGAAUUCUUGGGGCCGCUUUGGUUGUACCUAUUUUGCAGGUCAACGUCAUUUGGGGCGACGAAAGUGAAUUUGGGGAAAUAUUUGAUUUGGAACACUUCAAGAGAGUUCUUAGGGACGAAGUGAGAGUGGUAUCAGCAUUGCCUUCAACGCACCUCAUGACAAGGCCUGUGGAGGGAAGCCCUCCUCUUCAUGUCACUCCUGCUUGGAUCCGUUCUCGGUAUCUCAAAAGGCUCAAAAGAGAAGGUGUUUUGCUCUUACGUGGCUUGGAUUCUAGGCUGUCCAAGGAUCUUCCUCCCGAUCUUCAGAAACUUCGAUGCAAGGUUGCUUUUCACGCACUAAAGUUUGCAAAACCAGUGGAGGAAAUUGGGAACAAGAUUGCAGAGAGAAUGAGGAGAAAUGGACCCUACAUAGCUCUGCAUCUGAGGAUGGAAAAGGAUGUGUGGGUGAGAACAGGAUGCCUGCCAGGUCUCCAGCCACAGUAUGAUGAGAUUAUCUACAAUGAAAGGAUGCAGCGCCCACAGCUCUUAACUGCAAGAUCAAACAUGACUUAUCAUCAGAGGAAACUGGCCGGCCUCUGUCCCUUGAAUGCCAUGGAGGUUUCCAGGCUGCUGAAAGCUCUAGGAGCUUCAAAAAGCGCGAGAAUUUACUGGGCUGGAGGGCAACCGCUGGGUGGAAAAGAAGCAUUGCUUCCUAUAAUUAGAGAGUUUCCACACUUUUACAAUAAAGAAGAUCUCGCCUUGCCAGGAGAACUAGAGCCUUUCAGAAACAAGGCUUCUCUAAUGGCUGCCAUAGAUUACAUAGUCUCUGAUAAGAGUGAUGUUUUCAUGCCUUCUCAUGGAGGAAACAUGGGCCACGCACUUCAGGGCCACCGAGCUUAUGCAGGGCACAAGAAAUACAUAACCCCAAACAAAAGACAAAUGCUUCAUUACUUUAUGAAUUCUUCUCUCCCAGAAGCAGAGUUCAACAGAAUCAUCAAGGAAUUGCACAAAGACUCAUUAGGGCAGCCUGAACUCAGAACAAGCAAGGCUCAAAGGGAUGUCACCAAAUAUCCUGUCCCAGAGUGCAUGUGCAAUGAUUCACAUGCACCUUCCUUCAUAUAACUCAACGUCAUAGGCUCUGGGCUGAUUACUCGACAGAAAUAGUGGAUGCUCCUGACACGGGAGUUGGCUCUAGUUUUGGUUGGUCCUAUUAUUUUUGGAAAGCAACUUGGGAGAUUUGUUGGGAAACUCUCACCGCAGGUGCACUCACGUCAUUCCUUAAACAUACUAAAUUAUCAUUCCUUAAUUUUUUAUGCCAAAAGCUCGUAAAGGGUGCUAGAAGUCUCGCCACAAACAAUCUUGUGUUCAGUUUCAACUCUAGUAAUAAUUUGUACAGAUUAAAUGAAAGAAUUAAAAUGUGUAGUUUCAAAUCUGUAAA
This is a messenger RNA of Neltuma alba, 2082 nucleotides long. RefSeq names its product O-fucosyltransferase 20. The record is from RefSeq and is a predicted model, not a curated record. Bases 81 to 1766 code for a protein of 561 amino acids. NCBI's taxonomy places the organism in Eukaryota, Viridiplantae, Streptophyta, Magnoliopsida, Fabales, Fabaceae. Gene Ontology annotation, cellular component: cytoplasm. The transcript is spliced from 6 exons.